AUGAAUAAAGAAGAUUUAGAUCAAAUUUUGGAAACUAUACAAUCACCUUCAUCGAUAAAUAUCAGUUACGACAAUUGUGAUUUCCCUGGAAAUAAUGAUUUAAUUACGAAGGUGGAUUUAAAUAACAGUGCUGAAGAAGUAUCAGAUCACUUAUCUCAAAUUAAUAAAUUCGAGAAUUCUACCUCUUCUAAUGUCACUGAUGUUCAACAUCACGUUACAUAUUCGUCUAGAAUUUCAUCACCAUUAAAGCUUAGUUUUAUUCCCGAGACAAUUAAUGAAUCGGAGGAGGAAAGUCAGGUUAACAGUAAUGCUCAGAUUGACAAUUCCGGCAGCAAUUCAUCAGUUCAUGAUGUCGAUGGCGAAGUUUUCAAUCAAUCCACAUUUAGUAAUUUAACAAUUUCAGAGGAACCGGAAGGUGUUUCACAUAAUGAAGAUACGCUCGAACGUAAGGAAAGUCGAAAAGAUAGCCUGUUUGAGCCGAUAAAUCGGCUUAAAGAGUUAAUGAAUUCUCAGCCACCCGUAUCGGAUAACCCGUUAGAACCUCUUGAAUCCAACACUGAAGUUCAUUCUUCUCAAGACGCGUUGCCUGUUGAAAAUUUGGUACCAGCAUCGAUUGACACUGACAAGAAUACCGAUGUAGUACUUAGUAUAAAGUUUAGAAAGGGACGCGUUGCACCUGAAGCAUUGAAUUCAUUUGAUAUCAAACAAAUAAAGAAUCAGGUGCAAAGAACUAAUGCAUACGCUGCGAAAUUAAACUCAUUGAAACGAGAAACCACAGGCUUACAAAAAUGGAUUAGUACAAAUAUCGGGAAAGAACCCCCACUAAUUGUAAAAAAUUACAAAAAAAGAUCACACAGAACCUCUACUACUUUGAAUAAUAGCUCUAUUAAUAUUAAUAAAAUAUAUUCUAAUCCUGCUUUAGCCAUAAGUACCAGCAGUCAGCCAUCAUUAUCAACUGUUUCGAGUACAAAUACAGAAAAUUCUGCAGAUAUUUCGUUUACAAACUCAAAUACGAUGAGCUCUGAUAAAACAGCAAGAUCGAGUACUUCUCGAAAUUCUUUAGAUUUAGCAAUUCAGGCUAGUUCAUUAAGAGGUCGUCCCAUAUCACCUCCUUUAUCACCUAGAUCGAAGACGCCUAACUUUCUUAAUAUAACUCGACACAAUAGUUUUAGUAAAUCUAAUAGACUACCUAUUUUUAUGCCUCCGGCUGUAAUGAAUGAUCCUUCCGCUAAUUCACCAACCUCGCCUACUUCGUCUAGUAAAAUUUCGAAAACUGUAUCAAUUAAACCACGCCAACGUAGAUUUAGCUUUCAAUCUGUUUCUUCUCGUUUCAGUUUGGGAUCAUCAACUCCAACAUUUCCUACGGCUAUCAAAGAAAAUAAUGAUCCUUCUUUAUCCAAUUCUAAUUCAAUCGAAGUGGAUGAGACAGCAUUGAAUAAAUUAUGUGAUAUUAUACCCCAAGCAGAUCGUGAGGUGUUAUCCAAGUAUUUACAUGCUGCGGGAGGAAAGGAUGAUUUAAUGGCCGUUGGACUCUACAUGAAAGAUUUUAAAAAUGAUAAAAUAUCGUGUUGA
Funneliformis caledonium is the source of this 1572-nucleotide messenger RNA. NCBI's taxonomy places the organism in Eukaryota, Fungi, Glomeromycota, Glomeromycetes, Glomerales, Glomeraceae. The record is from the annotation of a GenBank genome assembly.